Cucurbita pepo subsp. pepo (vegetable marrow) is the source of this 2651-nucleotide messenger RNA. RefSeq names its product phosphatidylinositol 4-kinase gamma 8. NCBI's taxonomy places the organism in Eukaryota, Viridiplantae, Streptophyta, Magnoliopsida, Cucurbitales, Cucurbitaceae. The record is from RefSeq and is a predicted model, not a curated record.
UGUAACUGCGGAGAGCGGAUCGUGGGGGAGGGAAGCGGAUGAGAGAGAAGAAAUGAAGAAGAAGAAGAAGCAAAAGUAUGAAAGAGUGCGUUGAUAUUUGAAGUUGGUUAGAGACAGUUUUAGUUUUAGCAGGAAAAAAGGUGUCUGAAUCGCCCAAAUAUGGAAAAUGGCUAAAACGGAGGCGAUGAUCGUGGGAGGAACAGUGUGUGAAAUAGAGAUUCAAAAAGGGGUUGGGGCUGUGGGUUUUUUGGGCACUGCAUUGGGGUUGAGGAAUUUCUUCUUCUUUCAUACUGGUCAAAGGGGAGCGGGAGGGCUCUCUUUCUCAAUUUUGCCGGUGACCCAACUGGUUUCUCUCGCGCUCCCAUUCUUCUUUUCGUCUCCCUGAAUGCCUUAAUCAGUGUUCAGGAACAUUCUGGUGAUUUAAAUGCAAAGGGGCGAGGGAUUAAUAGGUUGUGAUGGAUUCCAGAAAAUUGGGUGGAAAACGGCGUGCAUUUGUUAAUCAUGCAUAAACUGAAGUACAAAGCUGCAUCUGAUAUAUUUCAACUUAAUCUGACCUUAAUGGGGAAGACAGAUCCUUAGGGAAAACCGUGAUAAUAUUUGAAUUCAUUGGCAUGCAACUGUCAGUAAGCUGCAUGAACAAGAUGGCCAUUGUGGUUAAUCAGCAUCGUGAAUUUAAACCAUUCUGCCGGUCUCAGAGAUGUAAUCAAUCUUAUAGUCAUCUUCACUACAGCAAUGGUGAAAUCGACCGAACCAAUCUUGUGAAUUCGUUGAGAGAAGCAUUUGAAGUUGCUUGUAUACAUCGAAGCUUUUCGACACCGUGUCUAUCUUUGGUAGAAGAAGUUGAGAACAAACCAAGAAUAAAAAUGGUGGUUGGCCGUAGUACUGCACGGCUACAUGCUGUGAUAGAAGAGGCUGCAAACGCUUUGGCAUGUGGUGUGGAUCCGGUACCGGUGUCGAGUGGGUUAGGUGGUGCCUAUAUCUUGUGUAAUGAAAGUGGGGUUAACAUUGCUGUGACAAAGCCUAUCGAUGAAGAACCAUUUGCCUGUAAUAAUCCAAAAGGUUUUGUAGGUAGGUUGAUGGGUCAACCUGGUUUGAAACGCUCGGUUCGAAUUGGUGAAACUGGGAUUCGUGAAUUGGCAGCUUAUCUGCUCGACUAUGGUGGCUUCGUCGGUGUUCCUCCAACAGCUUUGGUGGAAAUUUCUCAUGUUGGAUUCCAUGUUAAUGAUUCAUUUGGGACUCCAACAAUAACUCCUCCUCCGUGCAAGAUUGCAUCACUCCAGAGUUACGUAGAUCAUGAUUGUGAUGCUGGAGAGCUGGGUCCGUCUAGCUUCUCGGUCGCUGCUGUUCAUCGCAUUGGGAUUUUUGAUAUCAGACUCCUAAAUAUUGAUAGGCAUGCAGGCAAUUUACUUGUGAAGAAGAAGCAAAGGCAUGAGAAUUGUGGUGUUGGGGAGGUCGAGCUCGUGCCGAUUGAUCAUGGACUUUGCCUUCCCGAGUGGCUCGAUGAUCCGUAUUUUGAAUGGCUUCACUGGCCUCAGGCCUCAGUUCCUUUCUCUGAGACUGAACUUGAGUACAUUGCCAAUCUGGAUCCCUUCAAAGAUGCACAACUCUUGAGAUCUGAGCUUCCUGGUAUAAGGGAGGCCUCCAUUAGAAUUCUCAUUCUGUGUACCAUUUUUCUGAAAAAAGCUGUAGCUUUUGGACUUUGUCUUGCUGACAUUGGCGAAAUGAUGACCCGGGAAUUCGGCUGUGGCGAAGAAAACUUGAGUGCAUUGGAGAACCUUUGUGCUCGAGCUGUGGCCCUUGUACCAAUUAUCGGUUCAGGCGAACACGAAAACGAAGACCCGGAAAUGUUUCAAUUCGAAAGCGAACGCAAAUAUGGUCACAACAAAGAGGAUUUUUAUUAUCCCCAAUGCCAAGACACUCCUGAAGUUAACCUCCCAUGUCCUCUAACUCAAUCAAACACUACUACUACUACUACUAUUACUACAACAACAACAACAGCAUUGUUCAACACACACAAUGACCACAUCAGUGACAUGUUUCUGAAAACUAGUAACCACACCAGUUUGAUCAAGAGCAAGAGUUUCUCUGUGCGGAAUCUUCACAGCGAGAGCGGGGCGAUCAUGUUCGGAGAAAUGAGUUGGGAAGAGUGGGAGCUGUUCUUGGUUAGUUUCGAGAAGCUCUUACCAGAAGCACUCGACAAGACGAGACACGUAGGCUCGAAGUUACUGAGGAUGGGAACUUCUUGCAAGUUCUGAUUUUGUUUAUCAUAUGGAUGUGGAUGUGGUGGAAUGCAGCAGGUUGCCCAUCCUGGUUACUAGAGAAGAAGGAACUGUAUAAUAUAUUUAUAUUUCGUUUAUCAUAGAAUAGAUGAACGACGACGAUGUUGACGAUGACGAUGAUGAUGGAGACGACAGACGACGAUAGUUGCAGAGGGGGAAAAGUGAGUGGUGAGUUAGGCAAGCCAUCCUUUCCUUUGUAUAACGUUUCUUUACACAAAUUUCCUCAUUUUCUUUUGCUUGUGACACGAAUCAAAGGCCUGUAUUGAUUGCGUUUUAGUUUGCAGGUCUUGGAUUUAGUGUGUCCUUAGAAAAUAUUCUUCAGCUCUUUCCCUCUUUUGUAAUCCCAUAAUUCACUUUCUUAUAUAUAAUUUA